AUGAACCGCAGAGCAGAUGCAGCUCGAGUUGCAUCUGUUGGUCCAGAUGUAGUGUCAGUGAUGGAGGGUGAUUCAGUCUGUCUAUGCACUGAAAUUAUUAAAUCCCAGCAAGAAAGAAUAAAAUGGUAUUUCAGUGACACUCGCAUCGCUCAGAUCAGUGGAGAUAUCAGUAAGAUCUAUACAGAUGAUCAGGUUACUGAGAGAUUCAGAGACAGACUGAAGCUGGAUCAUCAAACUGGAUCUCUGACCAUCACGAACAUCAGAACCACAGACUCUGGGAUUUAUAAACUAGAGAUCAACAGCCGAAACACUGAAAAAAUAUUCAAUGUUACUGUUCUAGCCGUUUCUGCUGAACUUGAUAAAAUGAAGAAAACAGGAGAAUCUUUCAGUUUAGAUCCUGGUGUAACAAUGAACCCAGAUAAUGUAAUGCAGUGGUAUUUUAACAACAUUCACAUCACUGAAAUCUCUGGAAAUCAGAGUAAUAUCUGUACAGUUGAUCAGUGUGAUGAGAGAUUCAGAGACAGACUGGAGGUGGAUCAUCAGAAUGGAUCUCUGACCAUCAUCAACUCAAGGACCACAGACUCUGGACUUUAUGAACUUCAGAUCAUCAGCAGAGGAUUCACCAUCAUAAGGAGCUUCAGUGUUACUGUCUCUGUUGCGUCUGUUGGUGAAGAUGUAGUGUCAGUGUCAGUGAUGGAGGGAGAUUCAGUCACUCUAUACACUGGACUUAUUAAAUCCCAACAAGAAAGAAUGAAAUGGUACUUCUAUGACACUCGCAUUGCUCAAAUCACUAGAGAUCUCAGUAAGACCUGUAAAGAUGUUCAGUGCAAUGAAGGCUGA
Messenger RNA from Carassius carassius (crucian carp), 840 nucleotides. RefSeq lists its product as uncharacterized. Bases 1 to 840 code for a protein of 279 amino acids. Lineage: Eukaryota; Metazoa; Chordata; Actinopteri; Cypriniformes; Cyprinidae. The transcript is spliced from 5 exons. The record is from RefSeq and is a predicted model, not a curated record.